GUCAACCUUGCUCAUUAGCUGGACCCUUGACUGAUUGCAAUCUCCUUGGGCUUUCACUCAUCAGUCAGUUAAGAGACCCAUCCGGCAGCAUCAGCAGCUGCUCCAGCACCGUGCGUAAAAAGGAUCCAAACUCGCAGGCGACUAAAACCGCGGGGAUGCAUCCCAGUUCAACGACCUCGACGCCCUUUUCCGUGAAGGACAUUUUGAGAAUCGAGCACCAGCAUGACUAUGAAAAUGAUUUUUUGAUGACUGACCAGGUUGUGCCGAUGCACCAUCAACAAGUGCACGCUGCGCCCCGAAACUGUGACUUCUACGACUGCCAGCCUGAGCCGUGCGUCUCCGCAGCACGGGGGAAGCUGGAUACUCACAAUUUAGAAGGAGAAGGGGAGAUACACGAGCAGGAGAUCUGCGGCCUUGACAGCUCACCAGACCGCGACACAGACGCCAAAAGCAGACCCAGGGUGCGCAGGAAGCCCCGGGUCCUCUUCUCUCAGUCCCAGGUGUCCGAGCUGGAGAGACGCUUCAGGCAGCAGCGCUACCUGUCCGCCCCGGAGAGAGAGCACCUGGCCCUCAUGCUCAAACUCUCCUCCACCCAGGUUAAAAUCUGGUUUCAGAACAGGAGGUACAAAUGUAAGCGUCAGAGGCAGGACAAGUCUCUGGAGCUGGCGGGCUAUCCACCUGCGCCCAGGAGGGUGGCGGUGCCGGUGCUGGUGAGGGACGGGAGGCUGUGCGACGCAGGUUCCCAUUCAGCCCCUUAUAAUGUGACACUCGGACAUUAUAACCCCGUGUUUGGUUAUGGAAACAGCAGCCUGUACGGAUGCAAUUAUGUCUCACAUUCAGCGAGUAUGACUCCCUCACAGAUGUCCAAUAAUCAGUUGGUUGAUUUAACCGGGAACGCUGAGGGGCCUUUCAGCCACGGACAGUUUCAGCCUUCUUUACAGGGAGUAAGAGGCUGGUGAUUACAGGAAUAGACUGUCGAAUGGUGAUGGUAAACUUUGCAUGGGACGCUAUCUGGUGCCAAUAUUCUUUUCUUGAAAGAUCGGUUAAUGGGCUCAAACUCUUAAAGUAUUUUUAUUAUUAUUUUGGAUGGCUAAUUUCAGUUAAUAUUAAAGAAAUGUA
Mugil cephalus (flathead mullet) is the source of this 1119-nucleotide messenger RNA. RefSeq names its product NK2 transcription factor related 7 (gene nkx2.7). Lineage: Eukaryota; Metazoa; Chordata; Actinopteri; Mugiliformes; Mugilidae. Gene Ontology annotation, molecular function: DNA-binding transcription factor activity, RNA polymerase II-specific; RNA polymerase II cis-regulatory region sequence-specific DNA binding. Gene Ontology annotation, cellular component: nucleus. Gene Ontology annotation, biological process: cell differentiation; regulation of transcription by RNA polymerase II. The transcript is spliced from 2 exons. Bases 156 to 959 code for a protein of 267 amino acids. The record is from RefSeq and is a predicted model, not a curated record.